AUGUACUCCUCGUCGAAUAAUUUCCUCGGGGGUGGUGCCACUGGCCGUCCUGGCCAGGCACCAUUCAUGCCGCAGCAACAACAACCCCCCUAUUCACAAUUCCCCCAAGGCCAACAACCGCCAUCAAUUCAACAGCCUCAGCCCACUGGAUUUGCUCCACAGCCGACUGGAUUUGCUCCUCAGCCUACUGGUCUUGCGCCACAGCCCACCGGAUUUGGCGGUCAGCCCUCGCCAUUCGGUAGCUCGCAACUACAGCCUCAAGCCACCGGUUUCCCCGGCGGACAGGUCCAACCGCAAUACACCGGCUUCCCUGGUGGCGCGUCCCAGCAGCUUCAGCAACAACAACCCCAGAGCCUCCAACAGCAAUACACCGGCUACCCUGCCCAGAACCAGGCGCAGCAGCCGCCUCCGGUGCCACAGAUACCAACUCGGUUCAAGACCUCGACGGACAUUGCGAACUCUUUCCAAGAUGCUGCAGGGUCUGGGACACCUCCCCAGGUGCCGCCCAAGACGGGAUCGAAAAUCCCAAGCAUUCGGCUUUCCUUCAUCACGGCGCAGGACCAGGCCAAGUUUGAGCAGCUCUUUAAAUCGGCUGUUGGCGACAGCAAGACGAUGGAUGGCGACAAAGCGCGAGACCUCUUGUUGCGAUCGAAGCUAUCGGGCCCUGAUCUUUCUAAGAUCUGGGUUCUAUGCGAUUCAACCAAAUCAGGACAGUUGUUCUUCCCUGAAUUCGCGCUGGCUAUGUACCUCUGCAACAUUCGUCUCACCGGCCGCGAGCUUCCUGCCUCCCUACCUGAAACGAUCAAGAACGAGGUUUCCAGCAUGGUCGAUAUCAUCUCGUUCGAUGUCCCCGACACCGCGCCGGCGCCGGCCCAGCAGCGAUCAAAUGUUCCGAACUUCGAUGCGCCUCUCAUAGAAAACAAAUCAACACCGCCAAUCGUUCAACAGCCUAUUCCACAGCAGCCGAAUAAUGCACAGCUCCUGUCGCAGCUGACGGCGCAGCCAACUGGGUUCUUCCCGCAGCAGCCGAGCAUUCAACAGCCCAACCCUACAGGAUUCCCUGGCCAAAAUCAGUCCCAGUUCCUCCAGCCUCAACAAACCGGAUUCAUGUCUAACCCACAAGCUACUGGAUAUAGUGGACCUCGGCCUCCGAUGCCUCCUAUGCCCACUGGAUUCGGCUCGAACCUUAGCCCGGCCCAGACUGGUGGCAUGCAGGGUCUGGGUGUGCAGCCCACGGGCUUGGCAGCCCAACCUACUGGUAUUCCAGGUCAGUGGGGUUUCAUCAACACCCCGGCACAGGGAUUGCCCAACAUUGAUGCGAUGAAACAACAGCUUAUGCCGCAGCCUGGACGUGAGGGCGGUUUCAGUGCUGUUGGUCUUUCAGGAAAUGCUACGGUUGCUUGGGCAAUCACCAAGGAGGAGAAGAAGAUUUACGAUGAUCUUUUCCGCGCAUGGGACGGUCUUCGCAAGGGCUUCGUCAGUGGAGAGACUGCCAUUGAAAUCAUGGGCCAAAGUGGUCUGAACCGGGAAGACCUUGAACGGAUUUGGACCUUGGCGGAUCCUCAUAACCGUGGCCGACUUAACAUGGAUGAGUUUGCUGUGGCUAUGCAUUUGAUCUAUCGUGCUCUCAACGGAUACCCUGUACCUAGCCGUCUACCACCAGAGCUUGUGCCCCCUUCUACCAGACAUCUGAAUGAGUCUAUUGGCACAAUGAAGUCUCUUCUCUCCCAGGAUGCCGAGACGCGCAAGGCCACUGGUGCGUUCCUGCAGCCGCAGAAGACCGGUGUCAGUUACCUCAAAGAUCACUCCUUCCGUGGUGGCGGUGCAGGCGCCUCUGCUGCCAGCCGCAAGGAUGCGACGAUGUUCAAGAACAAUGACGCUGCUGGAGGCUAUCGCUCGAGUGCACGCCGUCGCGUCGGCAAUGAGGCCCGUACCCCGUCACCCGCCGCCUCCGGUGCGUCAGAGGAGGAGUACUCCGUGGAACAGUUACAUAAGAAGAUCCGCGAGACUAAGAUCAUGCUGGAUGCUGUCGACUUCCAGGAUGAGAACCGAGCCGAGGAUGAGGAUGCUCUCGACCGCCAGGAUCGCCGCGAGGCCGAGAGUCUCAUGGAACGUAUCCGCCGUGUGCAGGAUGAUCUUGACACCCACCCCAAUGCCGCAUUCCGUAAAGUGGAUAGCGGGGCAGAACGUCGGGCUCUUCGUCGCCAGUUGCAGGCAUAUGAAGAUCAAGUUCCUCAAGUUGCAUCUGACGUGCGUCGUCUGGAGCGUCAGAUCGCAGAUGCCAAGCUUGAGCUCUUCCGUCUCAAGGACGCCAAGGCGCACCCCGGUGGUGCGUCCAACAUCGUCGGUACUGGCCCUGGUGGCACUGUGACCGAGGCGGACCGAAUUAAGGCCCGGGCCCGGGCCCGUAUGCAGGCCCGGGCUGCCGAGCUUGCUGGACGCCCCGCACCCGCGACAGAAGAUGAUGAUGGCCAAGCCGCUCGUCGUCUAGAAGCUGAAAGCAACAACGUGAAGGCUGAGCGGGAGCGCAACGAGACCAUGACACGCGAUGUCGAAGAAAGUGUCCGUGAUUUCGCCCACAGUUUGGAAGACAGCUUGCGCGAGGAAGGCCAAACCUCCACACGUGAGCAUGAGAAGCGUCGUUGGGAAGAUGCCUUGGGUGUCGAGGAUGUCAUCCGCGACUUCAUAUAUGACUUAAGCCGCAAUGCCCGAACUGCAAAUAUUCGCAAAGAGGAGCGCGACCGACCUUCUCCCGAAGCGUAUUCUUCCCGGGCAUCCCCAGCGGCCGGAUCCCCCGCUGCACGCCCCUCGAUGCCUCAGUCUGUCGACUCGUCGUCCUCUCUUCCUGGCAACACCCACGAAGACAGGGUGGCUGCUGCCCGAGAGCGUGCACAGAGGCGCAUUGCUGAACGCAUGGCUGCUGCAGGUCUCAAGCCAAACGACACCUCGGAGACCCUUGCUCAACGACAGGAGCGUGAGAAGAAGGAGCGCGAAGAGCGCGUUAGGCGUGCCGAAGAAGAGGACGCCAAGCGAGAGCAGGAGCGACAGCGUCGCCUGGCUGACGAACGUGGUGGUCCUAGUGCUGCGGCUCCUAAGAUCGCAGGCAAGAAGCCACCCCCAGCGCCGCCAACCCGCAGGGCCCGGACUGACAGUACGGGCCAAGCCGAUGCCAAGAAGGCAGAGGAUUCCGCUGUCCGUGGGCAGGCCAUCAAGGAAGAGCAAGAGGUCCAGGAGGCGGAGACUAAGCGCCUAGAGAGCGAGGCAAGUCAACGCGAGUUGGAGUUCCAGCGGGAGAAGGAUGCCCAAGCUGCUCGUCUCCGUGCUCUUGAGGAACAGGUCCGCCAGGGCAAGGUCAAGAAGCAGGAAGAGAAGCGCCGCAGGGAAGAAGCUGCCCGGCAGGCCAAGGAACAGGAAGCUAGUCUCGCAGCCCAGCGUGCAGAGCUAGAGGCGGCUAAGGAACGCGAGCGACAGUUGCAGCUUGAACUGGAGGGUCUGGAUGAAUCAUCGUCCGAUGAAGAGGGUCCUGCCGAUGUCACGCCUCAGUACAGCACGCCGACGCAGAGCCAGGUUCUCCCUGCCCCUCCUCCCGUGCCAACGAUAGCCACCCCAGAGCCUCCCGCUCCGGCACCCGAGCCCGAAAAUGUGCCUAGCCAAGCUAGCUCGCCCGAAAGCAGCCGUGCUGUCCCCGCCGCUACUGCUGAUGCCGAGUCCAAGAACCCGUACUUCAAGAACAUGGGCCACCCAGAACCUUCGCACGCAACCUCGCCGCCUGCUGCAGCUCAGUCAACCAACCCCUUCCACCGCUUAGCGCAGCAAGAACCCAUCAAGCCCGCUUUCACCGGCGCAGCUCCUUUAGAACGCAAGACCCGUGCGCGACCCGAGCAAGAUGACGACUGGUCUGCUGCCGGCUCUGACUUUGACUCCUCGGACGAGGACGAUGACGAUCGUCCCAGCGGCGGCAGCGCAAAGCAACUUGCCAGCAUCCUAUUCGGCACUAUGGCGCCCCCGCGUCCUCUGACCACCCCUGCUGCACCUCCGCCUCCACCCCCGGUGGUCUUGCCUCCUCUCCCCGGCCUUGGCGAAGGUGCCUCCUCUCCAGCGCCUCCAUCUGCAGUACCUCCUCCUCCCCCUCCCCCACCGCCUACUCCAGGAUCCGGUGCACCAUCCAUGCCGCCACCCCCUCCUCCUGGCGGAGCUCCCUCAGCUCCUCCCCCACCACCCCCUCCGGCUGGUAUUCCCCCUCCACCUGCUCCAGCUGCUGGCGGUGCUGGCCGCGGCGCUCUCCUCGCAUCUAUCCAACAGGGUAAGUCUCUGAGGAAGACUCAGGUGAACGAUCGGAGCACGAGCUCGUCAGCUGGACGUGUGCUGUGA
This is a messenger RNA of Penicillium bovifimosum, 4371 nucleotides long. RefSeq names its product actin cytoskeleton-regulatory complex protein PAN1 (gene pan1). Gene Ontology annotation, molecular function: calcium ion binding; actin binding. NCBI's taxonomy places the organism in Eukaryota, Fungi, Ascomycota, Eurotiomycetes, Eurotiales, Aspergillaceae. The transcript has 5 exons. Gene Ontology annotation, cellular component: cytoplasm; plasma membrane. The coding region runs from base 1 to 4371 and encodes 1456 amino acids. The record is from RefSeq and is a predicted model, not a curated record. Gene Ontology annotation, biological process: endocytosis; endosomal transport.